AUGAGCUACAUUGGAGAGUCCACCGUCGUUGGCGAUGAGCUUGAGCCAUCUACUAAGUCACAGGAGCCUGCUCCAACUGCCAGAGCGAACCACUUGCCCGGUUCACGCGGCGGGCCACAAUCGUCGUUGGGACAGAAGUUGGCUCAGAAUACCUUCGAAUAUAUAAACAGGCAGUUCUUCAUCCGCAUUCAGGAGGAUGGGUUGAUACCCGCAUUACAGAAACUCGACGCUCAGCUACAAAGCGCUGGACACCGUCGUAUUCUUUCCAAGAAGAACCCUAUUACUUGGGCAGGCCACGAGAUUACAGCUGGUCGCAUAGGCGUCGUCAAUCAUGGUGGCCUCCCAAAAGUACUGACCAAGGCUGGUCGCUACCCACGUUUUCCUCUAAGGAACUGGUGGGCUAGGGAGUUUCACGGAACCAAAGGCAUUUCCGACACGAUCAUUGAGUUCCUAGGGUUGACGAUUGUCCAAGUAUCUCAGAACCAGGCCGCUGUGGUUUGCGAUCCCCAGAAUAGGGUUUUCAUCGUAAGAAACGGAGGGUUCGUAGCCUUUGCGGUCGAAGGUUCCUACUCUGUUCUCGAGGUUAUUGAUCAAACCCAUCUUCCAAAGACCGUCCGUGACCCCGUCACGAAAGCUAUCUUGGGACACACUCACGAAGUAAACAUGAGGUCCGUGGUUAGCUUUAGGGGAAAAUCGAAUGACUAUGUAGGCGCGUUGUUCUUGGACGUUCCAGCAAAUAAUUGCGCGAUCCUUCAGCGCGGGGAUGAUCUUGAACAGAUUGGUGCUGGACAGCAUUGCAUUACAAGCCCGAACGUAACCCUUCGAGGCCUAUUUACUUGUGGAGAGAAUCAGCUUGAAAUGCCUACAAAGGAUAUUUUCACUAGGGAUCAAGUUCCGGUGGCGCUUACCAUCUAUCUGAAAUGGCAACUCAACGAACCGCUGAAGCUCACAACACAUGGUUAUAACACCCCUUACGAGGCUCUCCGAGAUAAGGCACAGUCGAUUCUUACUCAGAUCGUUGCUCAUCUUGAUUAUAGUUCCAUGGUGAAACAACGAUCGCUUGCACCGGACGGUUUGCAAGGGGCCAACGGAGAGGACGAUGCCACUGCGGCCUUUUUGGAUGCCCUUCGCAGCAGAGCGAUGGACGAGUUGGUCUUAGCUGCUCUCGAGUAUGGGAUAACGCUCAAGGACCUUGCCGUCAUCGAUCGUCAAUUCAAAGGUGAUAUCGCUACGACUAUGGACAAACUUACGACUCGUGCGUUACAAGCACAAGUCGAAGCAGCGAACGUUGACCGGGAGAACAGUAACAAGGUUAAGCAAGAGGAGGGUAAUCUCCAAGUGGUCAUGGUGAAGGCACAGCAACGAAAGACUCAAGCAGAUGCUGAGGCAUACACGAUUGUUACCCAAGCCAAAGCCAAAGCUGAAGCAGUCCAACUUGACGCUCAAGCUCAAGCAACCGCCACGCGCCUUCAUGCUCAAGCUGAUGCUGAUGCUAUACGAACAAAGGCGAAGGCUGCGGAGGACGUCCAGGACGAGUUCUCACGAGAGAUGGAAUUGAGGAGAAUGGAAGUUUCAAGAGUUCACGCCUACGGAAAUAACACUGUGUUUGUUCAAGGUGAUGCAGGUAGCCUUGGUCCAAGCAUGGCGCAAGGAUUGGCGAUGGCGAGGGGUUUCAAAGCUGGAGACGCUCCACGUAUACAAUGA
Molecule: messenger RNA, 1704 nt
Organism: Cantharellus anzutake
Lineage: Eukaryota; Fungi; Basidiomycota; Agaricomycetes; Cantharellales; Hydnaceae
Exons: 13
Coding region: 1-1704 (567 amino acids)
Source: RefSeq, a predicted model, not a curated record